This is a messenger RNA of Megachile rotundata (alfalfa leafcutting bee), 1656 nucleotides long. RefSeq lists its product as uncharacterized. NCBI's taxonomy places the organism in Eukaryota, Metazoa, Arthropoda, Insecta, Hymenoptera, Megachilidae. Gene Ontology annotation, cellular component: chitin-based extracellular matrix. Gene Ontology annotation, molecular function: structural constituent of chitin-based larval cuticle. The record is from RefSeq and is a predicted model, not a curated record.
AAUUCCUGCAGGCCGAUGGAAAGUUGGCCUGCGUGUUGCUCGUACCAUAGGAAUUUAAACGGGGAUAUAGGUAUAAGAACACGGAGACGGGGAGUCGUUCGAGGUAGUGUGAGGCAUAAACGCGCCGGCACCACACCCAGCGUGACCACCAUUGCGACACGGGACACGGAUACGAUACGGGAUACGGCCAUGCGCGUCGCGGUGAUCUUGUUGGCAUUCGUCACCGCGUUGGUUUCGGCCCAAUUUAACCAGGACAUUGACGGUGGUUCGCCACCAAGGAGUUUACCAGCCCCUUUGAGAUCAGCACGGUUCCAGAGGCUACCAUCAGCCAGGCCAGCUAUCCCAACGCAGGCUGCACUUGUAAAUCAGCGACUUGCAGGUGCACGUCGACCUAUUACAUUCAGGCCCAAAGGAGCUGAAGAUUCCGUAGCAACAGGUCCAGGAGCUUUAACGUCAUUCAAGCCCUUACGACCUAACUUGCCCAAUCUACCAAGUGGGCCACCAUCCCUCCCUCAGCACGUAAAACCAGUGAACGAAGAGCCGGAGGAAGAUGUGCGAAACCGAGAUACGGCACGUGAUCACAGUAACCAGGACGACGAUUCGGAAUUAAGCGAGGAACAGAGUGAGAGUCAAGACGAGAGCGAGGAGAACGUGCCACGUGCCAUAGCAAAUCUUGGAGCAGUUGGCUCGAUAUCCAGAACUUCUGGGCCCACAGCUCAAUCACUUCCGGUACAGUACCGUCCUCAAACAUCUUCACUGCCAACUGGCAGAGGGGGUGGAAUACAAGCUACACCGGCUCCACAACCUGUACAGUACAGGCCAGCUCCUAAACCUAACAAACCCAGGAAACCUAUAGAGGAGCCCUUCAAGCAACAAGUGAAAGCUCCUACAAAAGUUGUGAAGACUGCACAGUCUUAUGAUGGCCGUGGAAAGAAACCAGUUGCACAGAUUAUCAGACGAUAUCGCAACGAUAAUCCGGAUGGCUCAAUCACUUGGGGCUUUGAGAAUGACGAUGGAUCUUACAAAGAAGAAAUAAUUGGCAUCGAUUGCAUCACUAGGGGUAAAUAUGGUUACAUAGAUCCAGACGGUAUCCGACGUGAAUACACUUACGAAACUGGCAUUAAGUGUGACGAAGAACAACGCAUAGAAGAUGAAGAGAACGGGUUUGUCGAUUAUCAAGAAAACAAAUUAGUACUCCCCGACGGCAAAACCAUUGAUCUUUCUAGCAUGGGUAAAAAACAAGGACGCAGGCCUAAUUACGUUCACAGAAAUUAAAAAACUUUCUAUUUAAUUCUUUUCUUCGUUUGAAAGAAAACACGUUUAAAAGUUAUCCAAGAACAACGAAGAAAAUAGUUUCCUGAGCUCUUAUCGUUACAAUAAAAUAUAAUAUAAAUUAAAUUUGUACCGCCCUAUUUGACGAAGAAAAAGUAUCGAAUGAAGAGAAUCGUAUACGGACAAAAAACAUUAAAUAAUUUAUUUCAUUUAAAUAUCGAUUUACUAAUACAAAUUUUGUUGCAUUUUCUUCGUGUUGUUCGAAAUCUGUUAAAUAGAAUUAUUUAGUAUGUAUGUAAUAUUGUGUACAUAUAAAUGUAGGUACCUGUAUUGAGUCAAUCGAAUAAAGAUCACAAAAUAUAUGUGAUGCGUUGUGCAAUGUUA